Messenger RNA from Ogataea angusta, 1104 nucleotides. RefSeq lists its product as uncharacterized. Gene Ontology annotation, biological process: ribosomal large subunit biogenesis; rRNA methylation. The record is from RefSeq and is a predicted model, not a curated record. Gene Ontology annotation, cellular component: nucleolus. Gene Ontology annotation, molecular function: rRNA (adenine) methyltransferase activity. The transcript has a single exon. Lineage: Eukaryota; Fungi; Ascomycota; Pichiomycetes; Pichiales; Pichiaceae. The coding region runs from base 1 to 1104 and encodes 367 amino acids.
AUGUCUCUAUUUGCAGUUGACGGAUGGGGCUUGGAAGGUAAGAAGGUUGCUGAAGCCGUUCCGAAGCCCAAGCCGGCUAAGGAAAAUAAUGCGACAAAGAAGAAGGGAAAAAAGGUGAACAAAAAGAACCAGAAGCAGGGUUCCAAGGUGGAUCAGGUCCAGCAGGAGGACACAACCAUUUCUUCUGCCGUGAAUUCUGAUAAUUCCAAGACCAAGCCUGUUCAGCAGAAACCUUCCAAAGCUCCUCAGACUGAAACUAACUCGUCGCUUACUCCACUCCAACGCAAAAUGAUGGCCAAGCUGGCCGGAUCGAGGUUCAGAUGGAUCAACGAACAACUCUACACAAUCAAGUCUGACGAGGCUUUGAGACUGAUACAAGAGCAGCCAGAACUAUUUGAAGAGUACCACGAGGGUUUCAGAUCACAAGUCCAGUCCUGGCCGGAAAAUCCCGUUGAUGUCUUUGUUAAUCAAAUCAAAACUCGAGCUACCACCAGACACGUCAAUGCACCAGGAGGUCUUCCUGGACUGGCAAAUAGCAGAGUGGUAAUUGCCGAUAUGGGAUGCGGAGAGGCCCAACUUGCGCAGGACGUGAAGAAGUUUAUGUCAUCAAUAAAAAAGAAGAAGAUAAAGAUAGAUGUGCACUCAUUCGACCUGAAGAAAGCCAACAACUUUGUGACAGUGGCUGACAUCAAGAACGUUCCGCUUGCGGACGAGUCUUGCACAAUCGUGAUAUUUUGUUUGGCACUGAUGGGUACGAAUUUCCUCGAUUUCAUUCGGGAAGCAUACAGACUACUGGCUCCAAGAGGGGAGCUGUGGAUUGCGGAAAUCAAAUCUCGUCUGAGCGACGAGAAGGGAACCGAAUUCAUAGAGGUUCUCAAGAGUUUUGGAUUUUUCCACAAGUCUACCGACGACUCCAACAAGAUGUUUACUCGGUUUGAGUUCUUCAAGCCACCACCGGAUAUCCUAGCUGAGAGAAGGGCAAAGGAGGAAAAGAAGCGCAAAUUUGUUGAAAAGGAGAACAAGCUGGAAGCUCUUGAGACCAAGAGACAGAAGCGACCUGAGGGGGAGUGGCUAUUAAAACCUUGUAUUUAUAAAAGACGCUAA